Jaculus jaculus (lesser Egyptian jerboa) is the source of this 1545-nucleotide messenger RNA. Its product is annotated as sperm motility kinase 2B-like. The coding region runs from base 1 to 1545 and encodes 514 amino acids. NCBI's taxonomy places the organism in Eukaryota, Metazoa, Chordata, Mammalia, Rodentia, Dipodidae. Gene Ontology annotation, molecular function: tau-protein kinase activity; ATP binding; protein serine/threonine kinase activity. Gene Ontology annotation, biological process: microtubule cytoskeleton organization; intracellular signal transduction; protein phosphorylation. The record is from RefSeq and is a predicted model, not a curated record. Gene Ontology annotation, cellular component: cytoplasm. The transcript has a single exon.
AUGACAGCAUUGCUACCUGUGGUAACUAACUGGACUGAGGCCACGGGUCCCAGCAGGGAGCCCUGUCUUUCUGGUGAAGGUUACUUCACAUCUCAGUACUUGCUCAUGGACAUCAUAGGCCAAGGGGGCUGCAGUGUGGUGAAACGUGCCGUCCACAGAUUCACAGGAUGCUCUGUGGCUGUGAAAAUCCUGGAGAAGGAGCAGCAUCCUUGGGAGGACAUUCAAUCUGAGGUGGAGACAAUGAGGAUGAUGGAUCACCCGAAUAUUAUCUCCCUCUUGCAAAUUAUUGAAACACCACAGAAAGUGUUCAUAGUCAUGGAAUUUGGCCAGGGGCAAACCUUAUGGGGAAAUAUCAGUGACUGUGGCUAUCUCACUGAGGAAGAGGCCCAGAAAAUUUUCCAGCAACUUCUAAGUGCCGUGAGCUACUGUCACAGCCUUGGUAUCGCUCACAGAGAUAUAAAACCCGAUAACAUCGUGUUUGAUCUCCAGGACAGGAUAAAGCUCAUCGAUUUUGGCAUGGCUGCUAGAUUCCAUCCAGGGCAGAUGCUUGAGGGAACGUACAGUACUUUGGAAUUCAGUGCCCCUGAGGUGUUCCUCCCUCAGACCUGUGACCCUACCAAGAUUGAUGUGUGGAGUUUGGGGGUAAACCUUUACUUCAUGGUGACAGGAACCCUCCCAUUUGCAACAGAGAACUUGAGGGGGCUGAGGCAGCAGAUUAUCAUGGGCAACUAUCACAUUCCUGGUUUCUUCUCCAGAAACCUGAUAAACAUCAUUGGACGUAUUCUAACUGUGAAUCCAAAACGCAGGCCCACUGUGAAGGAGAUAAUGGACCACCCUUGGCUUUGCCAAGGCGACGUGGAGCCAGGAACCAAGUACACCCGCCCCAGCUGCCCAGAUGGCCACAUCCUUGCAGCCAUGAGGAGCAUCGGGUUUGACCCUCAUGACAUCCGGGACUCCCUGAUGUACAGAAAAUGUGAUGAGAUAAUGGCAAUCUAUAGCAUAUUCCGGAUGCGGGCCAGCCAGGAGGAGCAUCUCACAAUCAAAACCGGGGCUGCGCAUCUGGAUGGGGCCCACUGCCCCUCCCCCAUAGGUCCUGCCGUCUUCCCUCUGAACCUCAUGACAACUGUCAGUAUUCCUGCCCUUCCAGCAUCAUCUACCAAGGGUCAGCUGCCCAAGACCAGCCGGAAGGUAUGGGAGAGGGGCGGCAGAAGACACACACUGCCCACCACACCCACCUCUUGUGCUCCAAACACCCUCUCUGUUGACGUGGUCUUCCACAGUCCCGUCACUGCUCCCUGGAACCCCACAUCCCCCAGCGGUGCAGGUGAGCCAGAGAAAACCACGUUGCCCCGGAGUGCAUGGGAAGGGGACCAUGCAUCCACAGAUCCACCCCCAGAGUCCACUGAGGCCAUGCCCCGGGGCAGCUGUAGGCACCGGAGGAAGUGGCUGCUACACGGCCUCAGAAAAAUCUUUUGUUGGAUCCCUUGCGUGAAGAGGCAAGAAGAAAUGCCCCAUCCAGCGAGGAACCAGAGAGCUCCCAAAUAG